This is a messenger RNA of Brugia pahangi, 1599 nucleotides long. The record is from the annotation of a GenBank genome assembly. Lineage: Eukaryota; Metazoa; Nematoda; Chromadorea; Rhabditida; Onchocercidae.
AUGGUUGUCCGUUACUGGAGAAAAUCAGUCCUUAUCUUUGUAAUCGUAUUUUCAUUCCUUUUUUCACUCUAUUAUUUACCAUCCAGUGACGACAGCUUCUUCAGAUCCGGACGAUUAUUCCAAAGUGAUAGAAGUCGUUUUUUGGCUCAAGUCCGGCAGCAGAGAUUUGAAUUAGAGGAACGUCAAUUCGAUGAGGAACCGAGGAAGGUGGAAGAUGAAUCUGACGCCAUAUCUGUUGAGCGUUGUCAAUUCAUAAUUAAUAUGACCAAAUUUGCUUGGGAGAAUUAUCGGAAAUAUGCAUGGGGUUUCAACGAAUUAAAACCUUUAUCACGCUCUGAGCACAGUGCAUCAGUAUUUGGUAACGGAAAACUGGGUGCAACCAUUGUGGAUGCACUCGAUACUUUGUAUAUUAUGGGGCUAAAAGAAGAGUAUGAGGAGGGCCGAAACUGGGUGAAAAACUUUUUCGAUCUGAAGGUUUCCACUGCUGAUAUAUCUGUUUUCGAGACAAAUAUCCGUUUCAUUGGGGGCUUAUUGGCUGCUUAUGCGUUAACUGAAGAUAAGAUGUACAUACAAAAGGCAACUAAUGUCGCAAACAUAUUGUUACCAGCUUUUGAGACACCAACUGGUAUACCUCACGCGCUAGUUAAUCCUGUUUCGGGUCGUUCACAUAAUUGGGCUUGGGCUAAUGGCGGUUUUUCAAUAUUAUCGGAAUUUGGUUCUUUACAGCUAGAAUUAGAUUAUUUAUCUCAGCUCACUCAAAAUUCCAUAUACUCUACCAAGGUUGCACGUAUACGAGAAAUAGUGCUUUCUGUAAGGACGGAAGAUGGUCUUUAUCCGAAUUAUUUGCAUCCAAAAUCUGGAAAAUGGGGUCCCAAGCAUGUCUCAAUUGGUGCAUUGGGUGAUAGUUUCUAUGAAUAUCUUUUGAAAUCAUGGCUUAGAUCAAGUAAAAAUGAUACAGUUUACAAAGAAAUGUAUGAUGCAGCAUUAGCAGCAAUAAAAAAAUAUUUGUUACGUUAUUCGAGUCAGAAUCAUCUUGCAUAUUUUAUUGAGCUAAAGGGAAAACGUGAAGUGCACAAAAUGGAUCAUUUGGCAUGCUUUAUUGUUGGUCUGCUUGCUCUAGAAGCUUUAAACGAAAAUGAUAUAAAGAGACGCAAUGAUACGUUGAAACUUGCAGAAGAAAUUGCCAAUACAUGUCAUGAGUCAUACAUUAGGACUGCUACGGGUAUUGGUCCUGAGUCGUUUCGAUUCACAGAGGAAGUGGAGGUGAUGGCGGUAAAGGAUAGUGAGAAAUACUAUAUUCUUCGACCUGAGGUGAUUGAGGGGUGGUUUUAUUUGUGGCGUGUGACGCGAAAAAAUAAAUACAGAGAGUGGUGUUGGAUGGCCGCUAAAAAUAUUGAGAAAUACUGUAGGACAACAGGAGGGUACUCUGGCAUAAAAAAUGUGUACAGUUCAGAAGUAGUACACGAUGAUGUACAGCAGAGCUUUGUAUUUGCAGAAACAUUCAAGUAUUUAUACCUCACUUUUUCGAACGACAGUAUCAUGCCUUUGAAUAAAUGGGUAUUUAAUACUGAAGCUCAUGCCUUUCCAAUAGUCACAUAA